Messenger RNA from Mesitornis unicolor (brown roatelo), 424 nucleotides. It is a transcript of the gene XRCC4, whose product is annotated as X-ray repair complementing defective repair in Chinese hamster cells 4. Gene Ontology annotation, biological process: response to X-ray; positive regulation of ligase activity; immunoglobulin V(D)J recombination. The annotation marks the transcript as partial. Gene Ontology annotation, molecular function: DNA binding. Gene Ontology annotation, cellular component: DNA ligase IV complex; DNA-dependent protein kinase-DNA ligase 4 complex; nucleus. Lineage: Eukaryota; Metazoa; Chordata; Aves; Mesitornithiformes; Mesitornithidae. The record is from RefSeq and is a predicted model, not a curated record. The transcript is spliced from 3 exons.
UUUCAACUUGGAUCUCUGAAACUACAGAAAGUUUCAAAUCCGGCAGAGGUGGUUAAGGAGCUGAUUGAUUACUGCCUGGACUGCCUGGGAAGACUGCAGGCAAAAAACAAGCAACUGCAAAAAGAAAAUGAAAGGCUUUUCAGCGGCUGGAGCAACGUGGAGAAGCGGCUGGAAAAAUGUGUGGAAGCUAAAGAAGAACUAGAGUUGGAUCUUUAUAACCGGUUUAUUUUGGUGCUGAAUGAAAAGAAGGCAAAAAUAAGAAACUUACAGAAGUUGUUGAACGACGCUAAAGAAUCUGCAGCAGAUGCCAAAAGUGCAAGGGUUAGUAUAGCUAUCCCUCAGAUGGCUACAGGAAGAGAAGAUGACUAUGACGGCAGCACUGAUGAGAAGGGUGAAAAUUUAACAGAGGCCUCAUUACUAUCAG